AUGGCUGCGCCGGUAGAUCCAGCGACGAGGAAGAAGGUGUUGAAAGUGGUCUUUUUUUCACUAUUAUUAGAUUUGAUCUCAUUCACAUUCAUAUUACCUUUAUUUCCCAAGCUGUUAGAGUUCUAUAGGAAUCUCGAGGCGCCAACUACCUUUUCCUCGUCAUCCGAGUCUCCUACACUCCUCGCGCAUAUUCUUACAUAUCUUAAUACAUUCAAAGCAUCAUUCGCGAAACCGAUCGACUCUCGAUAUGAUAUCGUAUUAUUGGGCGGAGCUCUUGGGAGUUUAUUCUCUCUCCUCCAAGCACUCGCAUCCCCCAUAAUCGGCACGCUCUCUGAUAAAUAUGGUCGUCGCACAGCUCUCCUUGCCAGCAUGACUGGUAAUAUCCUCAGUGUGCUCCUCUGGGUCUGUGCCACCGAUUUCCGUACCUUCCUCCUCUCGCGCGUCGUAGGCGGUCUUUCAGAAGGCAAUGUACAACUCGCAAUUGCAAUCGCGGCAGAUGUUUCAGAUGAAAAACAACGGGGAGCAACAAUGGCAUUGGUGGGAAUAUGUUUUAGCAUAAGCUUUACAUUUGGGCCUGCGUUGGGUGCUUGGCUUAGUACAAUUAGUACGGUGCAGGCAAACCCUUUUGCUACUGCGGCUGGGUUUUCGUUGUUUUUGAUUGUGACGGAAACACUCUAUUUGUAUAUGUGUUUGCCAGAGACACUGCCUAGUAAGGUUGCGCAGGUCAAGUUAAACGGGGAACCGACUGCAACGAAUGGGAUUACGAAAAUUACUGGUUCUUCUGCAGAGAAGACUCAAGCUAAAAUGGUAUCGGCGAGCAGUGAUGGGGUGAAGAAACAAGGGAGAACAAAUUCGCACUUCUUACUCAACCUCACUCACCUUUCCUUCAUACUAUUCUUCUCGGGCAUGGAAUUUUCUCUUCCCUUUAUGACAUACGAUCUGUUCGGCUACACAUCCGCACUCAAUGGUCGUCUUCUAGGAUACAUGGGACUAGUAGCCUCCAUCCUUCAAGGAGGCGUGACUCGACGACUUCCCCCUCUACUUUCGGUUCGCAUAGGUGUAGUGUCAUGUCUCGGCGCACUGUUCCUCCUUGCCCGCAUCAAUACCAUAUCAGGUCUCUACCUAGCAUCUACUCUCCUCGCCAUCACAACUGCAACCGUAGUCACCGGUCUCAACGCCCUCAGUUCAUUUGAAGCAGGCGAGGAUGAAAGGGGUGGAAAGCUUGGCAAUUUGCGUAGUUGGGGUCAGCUGGGAAGAGGAAUUGGUCCAUUGUUAUUCACGAGUGUUUAUUGGUGGGCAGGGAGAGAAGUCGCUUAUAGUAUUGGGGGUGUGGGUCUCAUUGGAGUAGCGAUGUUGGUCACUUUUGGAUUAGAGACUCCGGGAGGAAAGCAGGGGAAGAGGAUUGGUGAUGUUAAGAUUGAGGUGGGGGAUUUGUAG
Messenger RNA from Sclerotinia borealis F-4128, 1437 nucleotides. NCBI's taxonomy places the organism in Eukaryota, Fungi, Ascomycota, Leotiomycetes, Helotiales, Sclerotiniaceae. The record is from the annotation of a GenBank genome assembly.